Ophidiomyces ophidiicola is the source of this 1290-nucleotide messenger RNA. RefSeq lists its product as uncharacterized. The coding region runs from base 1 to 1290 and encodes 429 amino acids. The record is from RefSeq and is a predicted model, not a curated record. Gene Ontology annotation, cellular component: mitochondrial inner membrane. Gene Ontology annotation, molecular function: fatty-acyl-CoA binding; glutaryl-CoA dehydrogenase activity; flavin adenine dinucleotide binding. NCBI's taxonomy places the organism in Eukaryota, Fungi, Ascomycota, Eurotiomycetes, Onygenales, Onygenaceae. Gene Ontology annotation, biological process: fatty acid beta-oxidation using acyl-CoA dehydrogenase; fatty-acyl-CoA biosynthetic process. The transcript has 4 exons.
AUGAGCACCCCUGCUUUAAGGCAUACCGUGCGGGGCGCCCUCAAUGCAACCAAAACUACUUCCCACCGUGCUGCUCAACGUUUCGCUUCAUCCUCAGCUGUUAGAUUCGACUGGCAAGACCCUCUCAAUGUUGCAAACAUCUAUACUCCCGAAGAGCUGGCCAUUGCGGACACAGCAAGACAGUACUGCCAAGAGCGGCUUUUGCCCCGGGUGUUAGAGGCGUACCGAAAUGAGAACUAUGACAAGGCCAUCCUACAGGAAAUGGGAGAGCUGGGGUUACUUGGGGCAACGAUCGACGGAUACGGCUGUGCCGGUGUGAGCACGGUUGCGAAUGGCCUGAUUAUCAAGGAGGUAGAACGCGUUGACUCUGGCUACCGAUCGGGCAUGUCGGUGCAAAGCUCUCUGAUCAUGACUGGAAUCUACGAGUUUGGCACCAAGGAACAAAAGGAGAAAUACCUUCCUGGCCUCGCAAAGGGCAAGUUACUUGGUUGCUUUGGCCUCACGGAGCCUAAUCAUGGAUCCGACCCGGGCUCCAUGGAGACUAUCGCAAGACAGCAUCCCACUAAGAAGGGUUACUACUCGCUCACAGGCGCAAAGACGUGGAUCACCAAUUCCCCAAUAUCCGACCUCCUUCUCGUCUGGGCUAAGCUGGAGUCAACGGGAAAGAUUAAGGGCUUCGUUGUGCAGCGGGACCAAUGCCCUGUGGGGACGCUAGAAACCCCGGCUAUCAAGAAUAAAACCGCUCUUCGCGCCUCAAUCACCGGUAUGAUCCAGCUCGACAACUGCCCUGUUCCAGAGGAGAACAUGCUUCCCGACGUUGAGGGGCUUGUAGGUCCCUUUACCUGCCUCAACAGUGCGAGAUUGGGGAUUGCGUUUGGGACCAUGGGCGCGUUAGAAGAUUGUAUCGACCGCGCAAGAACGUACUCCCUAGAGCGCAAGCAGUUCAAAGGGAACCCUCUGGCCAAAUACCAACUGAUCCAGAAGAAACUCGCCGAUGCAACGACCGACGCGGCAUAUGGAACACUAGCUGCAGUCCAGGUUGCAAGACUCAAGGAUGAAGGAAAGUGCCUGCCGGAGAUGAUCUCGAUGAUCAAAAGGCAGAAUUGUGACCGAGCGCUCGUGGGGGCCAGAAUACUACAAGAAGUGUUCGGCGGUAAUGCAACUAGUGACGAGUACCACAUUGGCCGCCACGUGGCUAACCUGUUUGUGACCCAGACGUACGAGGGACAGAGUGACAUCCAUAGUUUGAUCUUGGGAAGGGCGAUUACUGGCGUGCAGGCGUUUUGCUAA